This is a messenger RNA of Ostrea edulis (European flat oyster), 2661 nucleotides long. RefSeq names its product probable ATP-dependent RNA helicase DDX23. The transcript is spliced from 16 exons. Gene Ontology annotation, molecular function: RNA helicase activity; RNA binding; ATP binding. The coding region runs from base 184 to 2523 and encodes 779 amino acids. Gene Ontology annotation, biological process: mRNA splicing, via spliceosome. The record is from RefSeq and is a predicted model, not a curated record. Gene Ontology annotation, cellular component: catalytic step 2 spliceosome. NCBI's taxonomy places the organism in Eukaryota, Metazoa, Mollusca, Bivalvia, Ostreida, Ostreidae.
CACCGGUUUUCCAAGUACGAAUUACUUAAUAAAAUCAAGAUGGCGGCGCCCUACAAACGAUGGUGAUUCGAUCAAAUGAUAUUAUUUUGUAUGAAUUUAUCAUAUAAAAUAGGCCAACUGUGCGAGUGAUAUAUGUAAAAUCGAAAUAAACAGUAACAAAGAAGCUAGAAGAGAGAGUAAACAAUGGAGGCAGAGGACAGCAAAAAUCACGAUGCAGACAGAAAGAGGGUGAGAUCUAGGUCAAGGUCACGAGACAGGAAGCGGAAGCGACACAGAUCUCGCAGUAGAGACAGGCAUCGUUCUAGAAGUCGUGACCGGAACAGACACAGAAGUCGAAGUCGGGAGCGGCAACGAAGCCGAAGCAGGGACCGUCACAAGAGAAGACACAAGGACAAGUCUCCAAGUAAAUCGGACAAAGGGGGACUUCUAAAGAAAGAAAAUGAUAAUGAGAAAAAGGACACUGUGAAGAAAGUUCCUCUGUCACUUGAGGAACUACUGGCAAAGAAAAAGGCAGAGGAGGAGGCCCUGAGUAAGCCCAAGUUUUUGACCAAGGAAGAGAGAGCAGCUGAGGCAUUGAAGAGACGACAGGAAGCAGUAGAGGAACAGAGGAAAAAACAAGAGGAGGAGAAAAAGAAACAACUCGAGUUCCUCCAUCAGGGCAGAGAGGAUGAUAGAUAUAGCAGAGACAGACGAGACAGAGAUCGUCGUGAUAGAGAUAGGAGAGAAAGAGAGAGAGAAAGAGAGGAGGGAGAGAAAAACAGUGUCAUAGAAUCCAAAGAUAAGGAGAAGGAACAGGCUGCGAUCAAGGAGAGAUAUCUCGGAAUAAUGAAGAAGAAGCGUCGAAUUCGCCGUUUAAACGACAGGAAGUUUGUUUUUGACUGGGAUGCUGGCGAUGACACAUCGCAAGAUUACAAUGUAUUGUACAAAGAUAAGCAUGCCGUCCAGUUCUUUGGUAGAGGACAUAUAGCGGGAAUAGAUAUCAAGGCACAGAAAAAAGAUCAGUCAAUGUUUUAUGGAGACCUUCUGGAGAAGAGACGUACAGCUGAAGAAAAGGAACAAGAAAAGAAGCAUCAGAAAAAUCUUGCUAAGAAAGAGGCUAAGCAGAAGUGGGAUGAUCGUCACUGGUCCGACAAAGGUUUGGAAGAUAUGACCGAGAGAGACUGGAGAAUCUUUAAGGAGGAUUACAACAUCUCGUGUAAGGGAGGGAGGAUACCUAACCCCUUCCGAUCCUGGAAAGAAUCGGACCUCCUUCCUAAAGAGAUUCUGGAUGUUAUUGAAAAAGUUGGCUACAAGGAACCGACACCAAUUCAGCGACAAGCCAUACCUAUUGGUCUACAGAAUCGGGACAUAAUCGGAGUAGCCGAGACUGGCAGCGGGAAAACGGCAGCCUUCUUACUGCCUCUACUGAAGUGGAUUACCUCACUCCCAAAAUUAGAGAGAUUUGAUGACAAUGACCAAGGCCCAUAUGCUAUAAUCUUGGCCCCAACUCGUGAGUUGGCCCAGCAGAUUGAGGAGGAGACCAUCAAAUUUGGUGAGCACCUAAACAUCCGAACUGUGGCCAUUAUAGGAGGUAUCUCGAGGGAGGAGCAGGGAUUUAAGUUACGACAAGGAUGCGAGAUUGUGAUAGCUACACCCGGUCGUUUGAUUGAUGUUCUGGAGAACCGGUACCUGGUUCUGGCCCAGUGUACCUAUGUAGUAAUGGAUGAAGCCGACAGAAUGAUUGACAUGGGUUUUGAACCAGAUGUGCAGAAAAUUCUAGAAUAUUUACCAGUCUCAAACCAGAAACCGGACACAGAUGACGCUGAAGAUGAUUCGAAAAUGUUACUGAAUUUCAGUUCAAAGAAAAAGUAUCGUCAGACUGUCAUGUUCACGGCUACAAUGCCCCCCGCUGUGGAGAGACUGGCCAGGUCCUAUCUGCGUAGGCCUGCUAUGGUGUACAUAGGAUCUGUAGGCAAACCCACGGAGAGGACAGAACAGAUCGUCUACAUGGUGUCCUCAGCAGAAAAGAGGAAGAAGUUGGUACAUAUCCUGGAACAAGGAAUCGAUCCUCCUAUUAUUAUCUUUGUGAACCAGAAGAAAGGAGCAGAUGUGCUGGCAAAGUCUUUGGAAAAAAUGGGGUACAAUGCUUGCACAUUACAUGGAGGUAAAGGGCAGGAGCAGAGAGAGUUUGCUCUGGCCAGUCUGAAGGGUGGAACCAAAGACAUCCUAGUGGCUACAGAUGUCGCCGGUCGUGGUAUUGACAUCAAGGACGUUUCCGUGGUUAUAAAUUACGACAUGGCUAAAUCCAUCGAGGAUUACACCCAUCGUAUUGGUCGUACUGGACGAGCUGGGAAGACUGGUGUCGCCAUAACAUUCGUGAGCCCAGAUCAUGAUGCCUCCGUGCUGUAUGACCUGAAGCAGACAAUCCUGUUAAGUCCUGUAUCUGUCUGUCCGCCAGAGCUGGCUAAUCACCCUGAUGCUCAAAAUAAACCUGGCACAGUGGUACAGAAAAAACGCAAGGAUGAAACAAUCUUCUUGCAAUAGAUUGUUGUGAAAGUGAAUACUGUUCAUUUUACUGAAAACUGCAGAUUACAUUACAGUUUAGAUAAUCUUUUAUCAAAUAUACCUUUACAUGUCUAUAAUUAUGUGUAAUGCUGUAGUGAAUAAAUGUGUGUCAUGGUG